Molecule: messenger RNA, 1880 nt
Organism: Diaporthe batatas
Lineage: Eukaryota; Fungi; Ascomycota; Sordariomycetes; Diaporthales; Diaporthaceae
Exons: 3
Coding region: 1158-1706 (182 amino acids)
Source: RefSeq, a predicted model, not a curated record
CAUGCUGGUUUGUCCGUUUGACGAUAUGCAAGCCACAUAAAACUUUGCACAGCAUUCAGGAGACUGCGUUCCCAUGUUUCGUUACAUCUCUGAUGGGCCCAUAGAAGUCGAUGAGGCGGAAGAUGGACCAACAAUGGUACAUGAUAUUUCGUGGACGGUCAGGGGCAUUGCACGAAUCAUGUGUACUGCCAUCGCCUUUCUCCACCACCAUUCUAUCGCGCCAGGAAGCUUGUCGCGCGGCUGGACGGCCUCAACAACCUUGGAAGCCUAGGCCAAUUUCAACACCGCAUCAUGGCCCUCAGCCUCCACGCGCUCUCCUCAAGGCAACAAGAUUAGUAGACCAGCCAUCUUGUCCCCUUCAUACAAGUCGGCCCGUUCUACGGCCAGUCUAUCUCGGGGCUGCCGAUGGACUGGAGAAGAGAACAUGAUCUGGUAUGUGGGCGGGCAAAAAGGGGAACAUGGACGAACUGCAAGCCUCCCCAAAGGCCCACCAGACAGAAAGGGACCUUGUGUAGGUAGCUUUCUUCAGUUCCUCCCAGAAGCCCCCCUUGCUUGGAAGGCGACCAAACAAAAGUCCGCUGUUAGUACGGGGCGCUAGAGGGGCGGGAAGGAUUCAGUGCUGCUCAAGCUUGAGGGCAAUCUGGCUUCGCUUGUCCCCCCAAUGGCACCCAAGAUUGAUCUCAGGUAGUGACCAACCGGGAGAUUGGAGGACGGCGCAGCUCUAGCCCCAAGGCAUUUAUUCAAGGAAUCAUCAUCAUCAUGCACUACGGGCCGAGCAGAUCGGUCUUGAUUACCGAACGCGGAACAGACCCGUCGAUGGUUCACAGUCUUGAUCAACUCAUCAUGACUUGUCUCGACAUUUUACCCCGGAUUUUGGCAAUUAGCGAGAGGGAUAAAUACCGAAAGGACGCGAGAUUGGCAGGCCAUGGCAUGGCAUGGCACCUUGGCCAGGGCAGGCGGAGGAAACAUGGCAUGCUGCUAAAUUAAGACGUCUGGUAAGUCUGUGUUGCCCCUGGCUGUCCGUGACCUCUUCAGCUCCGGUGUCGAACAGUGCACGACUUCCAGACCGCGAUGAUACCGGGGCUACGCGAGAUGGUUGGACCACUUACUCCUUUUCGAAGACGAGCUGAUGCGAGUGGCGGUCCCCAAACACCGGAAUGACCCAGAUGCUGUCAAGCAGGCAGACGGGUCCAAACAUUCACUCCGGGACCCUCAUGAGUGGAGGGACCUCAACGGCAUAUGGCGUCCCCACAGAAAAGAUUCCCGGGGAAUAUCUCCGUGCCAAUCUGAUCUAUGCAGACCGCGUCCAAACACUCCCCUCAAACCCACAUAAACACCUAACCAGAGCGAGACCAAUCCCUCGAGGACAAGAAAGAUCAACGAGCGGUCAAUAUUUCAUGCAACACAACAGAGAGCACAGGCAAGCAUUGUGGGGGGAGGGAAUGCGGGUUUGGAAGCGGGCUUGGGGAGCGGCCCGCCUUCACCACUCACGGCGCCGAGAAUUCUGUUGCCUGGAGCCGGGAGCCGGGGGUACUGGUAGCACAAGGGACACCAAGGGGGGGUCGCAAGCCACCACCUGGUGCUGCGGCGGGUCUCAGAUAUUUUUCUUUUGGCGCGUUGAGGCCAGCAGGAUUCUGGCGGGGCCGGAUAUCCAAAGCUUGGACGUGACAAAGGGGGGAGAUCAGUGCCCUGGCCCUUGGUUCUAGAAGGGAUAUUCGAUGCAAUAAAGAAUCGUGGCAUGAGUUGUCGUAGUCGUGCUGGUGGAGAUGUUCGGGCAAGACCCCCCUGCGCCUGUCCUUUUUGGGUGGCGACCUCUGGGCGAGAUUUAUCUUCUCCUUGUUGGAAAACUCAGCUUCCACAAUAGUCAGAGACUAACCAUG